This is a messenger RNA of Parnassius apollo (apollo), 1269 nucleotides long. NCBI's taxonomy places the organism in Eukaryota, Metazoa, Arthropoda, Insecta, Lepidoptera, Papilionidae. The record is from the annotation of a GenBank genome assembly.
AUGUUACUAACAGCGUUAUUAACAGUUUCUCUUCUUCGCACUUCUACGUCCAUUAAUCCAGAAUGCGCUCUGUACAAGGAAAUCUUUGAUUAUCAUAACCAAACCUAUUUUAAAGCAGAGUUCGCGUUUGAGGUGGUCGAAAAAAUAUUUAACGCUUUCAAGCAGUGGUUCUUCACCAUUACCUUUUGUGACUUCACAUACUUCGAAAACAGAAUCCUCAAAUACAUUGAAAAUUAUGAUAACGGCUACCCCGUUAUGCUUUUGAACGGAUGUCGUAAUUCAAAUAAAACAAAGAUGAAACUGAAGAUUAACAAACAUGGUCAGACCACAUACGUGGUGACAUCAAACGAAUUAUCUUUAGAUGGUAGCGAAUUUGUAAUUGAAGCUUUUACAAGAACUGGAGUUUUCACACCUAGAAGUGUUGUGAUAUUUGUCAUCAACACUCCAAUAGAAAUGGACAGUUAUUUCUUUUACAAUAUGAAACAACACUUCCAGUUUCUUAUAAGCAGGCGUAUUACGAACUCCGUCAUGGCAUUGUAUUCUGGAAGGUUGAGAAUGUUUACUUUCAAUCCUUUUAGCAACGAAAUAAGAGACAUAACAGAUGUAAGUGAGGUUAGUCGUAUGCUUGCUAAACAACAUAAUGAUUUAUUUGGACAUGAGCUGCGAUUAAGUGUUUUCAGAAAAGUCUAUAUAUCAGACCAAACUGGACCUCUCUACUGCAAUUCAAGACUCGCAAAAACAGUAAUGAAAAUACUCAACGCUACAUGUAAACCUUUACUACCAAGAGAUGGUAACACUGUAGGAGACUUGUUGGCAAAUGGAACAGCUACUGGGGUGACAGCUGAUCUAAUAGAUGGAUAUACGGACUUGGGACUGAAUUCACGAAUGCUGAGAAAUUCGUACUACGGAUACAUUGGCACAACGUAUCCAUUAGAACAAGACGAACUGUGUUUCUUGGUUAAGAAGUCGCUUAAAGAAUCAACGUUAACCACAACGUUAAAUCUCAUCUCGAUUAAUCUGUUGAUGGUCUUCAUAUUCAAUUUAGUUUUAUUUAUAACUGCAGCGUUAAUAAUACGAGCAAUUGAAAAGAGAGUUUGGAAUUUGGACGAGAGGAGCACCAUUUCGUCUACGGUAAUAAAUUUAAUCAAAUGUUUUAUAAGACAGACAGUUGACAUAAAGUUUAUGGGACAUAUUUUCCGAUUCGUUGCUUUGUUGAUAAUGAUCUACUCCAUCGUUGUCAAUUGUGCUCUUGAUGUAAGUAUAAGCUAA